Rhodofomes roseus is the source of this 869-nucleotide messenger RNA. RefSeq names its product 4'-phosphopantetheinyl transferase. NCBI's taxonomy places the organism in Eukaryota, Fungi, Basidiomycota, Agaricomycetes, Polyporales, Fomitopsidaceae. The record is from RefSeq and is a predicted model, not a curated record. The transcript has 4 exons. Gene Ontology annotation, molecular function: magnesium ion binding; holo-[acyl-carrier-protein] synthase activity. Bases 112 to 522 code for a protein of 136 amino acids. Gene Ontology annotation, biological process: fatty acid biosynthetic process.
GUAUAGCACGAGCACGUGGUCGUGACGCGGGGGCAGACGCGCGUUACUGCCAGGACAUGGUCAGAAACCUUGCUUCUUGACUUCCUCAGCUCGCUCAGCGAGCAUCCUUGCAUGGGAAUACUAGGUAUAGGCGUCGACGUGCUACAUGUGCCUCGCAUAGCGGCCCUCGCACGGAGGCAAUCAGCAAUGAGACUAGCAUCGCGCAUCCUCAGCCCUCCGGAACUCGCUGCGUGGAACGGCAUUCCAACUGUGGAUCAAGAGCGGAGGAUUCGCUUUUUAGCCGUGCGCUGGAGUGUCAAGGAAGCUGCGUACAAGGCACUAUACCCGACAGCACGUCUGACAUGGAAGGAAUUGACAUUCCUCAAUACACCGGAGCUUAUGGACGGUCAAAAGCCUGUCCUGCAGUACGCUCCCAAGAGCUCCAUGAAAUCUCUUGGGAGGUUGCACUCCUCUGUCAGUCAUGAUGGGGAGUACAUAUUCGCGACUGUGCUAGCAGAGACCUGCUUUGAAGCCCCAGAUUGAGACCUGACAUCUGAUGGACAUCGGAAAGUGCGCCAACCAGCACUACGUCUAACGCGGUGCCCGGGAGUAUGGACGGUCUGGCGUGUCAACAAAUGGGUUCGAGCGAGCAGCCGAUGAGAAGGCUGGCUGGACCACGCGUGGGUCAAGUUGCAGUAUCGAAAGGAUCGGUCGAGAAGGGAGGGAGAAAUAUCCAUGCUAGCCCUACAGUUCGAGCGGGGAGGUACAGGGUGUUGCACCACACAUAUAUAAGUACCACCAGCGUGCGCCAGAUGGUGCUUUCGAUGCAAACGCCUGAGCGGAAUGAUAGAAUCGGUGGUGGUCUAAUGCAUCGAGAAAUUUGUGACUUA